Messenger RNA from Maudiozyma saulgeensis, 1914 nucleotides. Lineage: Eukaryota; Fungi; Ascomycota; Saccharomycetes; Saccharomycetales; Saccharomycetaceae. The record is from the annotation of a GenBank genome assembly.
AUGGACUUGCCUAUUGAAGAAGUAUGUCAGAAAUUGAAACUCGCAUUUGAAGAACAACAAGAUGAUCCUGUUUCAUUAGUUACAGUGAUCGACCUUUUUGCUACCCAAAUAGACUCAAAUGGUACAUUAAUUGAUAAAGAAACCUUUUUAAAUACAAUACAUGAUUCAUUAACUGAUUCGAUCCUACAAGAAAUUGGUUGGGAUUUACCAAAGACUUUAAUUAAUUUUAUUUCAAUUAAAAAUAUUGAAACUGAUGAUACAUUAUCAAAAAAUAUUAUUCUUAAUACUGUGGCAAAAUGUUUUAAUAAAAUUGCUUUAAAGGGGAACCCCAAAGAAUGUUUAUUAGCUGCUUGUGAACUACUAUCAGAUUUGAAACUUGAUUCAUCAAGUGAAGAUUCUAAUGAUGCCAUUGAUAUUAAUGAAUCCAUAUAUCAUCACGAUAACAGCAAUUCUUUAAUUAAUGAAAAUGAAGCUAUUCCAGAUAUUAAGAUUCAUUUUUUAUUUGAAUUGAUUAUUACUUGUAAUAAUAGAAUAGAUACAUUAUAUCCAUCAAAAUUUUUAGCUGAAAUAGUAAUGGCAUUUAAUACAUUUAUGAGAAAUAAUAGUGAAUCAAUGAAUGAACCAUUUUUUUUCUUAAAGAGAAUUUAUCAAUAUAUUAUUAAUUAUAAUAAAUUACAGCAUGAUAGAUCAACGAAAGUUAAUGACCAAGAUCAAAUUUUUAAAGAUGAAUUUUAUUUAGAGAACAAAUUGAUUUAUCAUUUAAUUACUCAUUCAUUAGGUCAAUGUUUAAAAAAUCAACGUUUCCCAUUUGAUCACUAUUAUACAGGUGAAAUGGAAAAGAAAAGUCAUUUAAAAGAUAAUAAAAAUAUUAUUGAUAUUUUUUCAAAAUUUCAUCUUUUAAUUUUACUUUAUGAUAUCAAUUUAAAACAAGAUUUUCAAAAUUAUAUAACAGAAUCUAAAUUAAUUUAUGAUAGAACUUUUGAAAAAUUUAAUGAAUCCAAGAACAAUCAAGCAGAUUCAAAACUUAUGGAUUUCUUAUGGGGUGUAUCAUAUCAUUAUACUAUUGAAAAAUCAUUAAAGGAAAAGACAGUUGUCGCGGACCCUUUAGGAAUCUUAGUACUUGUUGGUGCACAUUAUAUGGAAGAAAAUACAUGUAUAAUUCCAAAUUUAACUGUUACAGAUGUAAUUUAUUGUUAUAUUAGAUAUGUGACUACUUCAUUACGUUCAAGAUUAUAUUUUAAUUCAAUUGCAGAAAGUAGUUUAAGAUAUUGUCUAUGGAUAACAAUUACACAAAACUCGACAAAUUCAAUCAAGGAUGAACUAAAUCGAUUACCUAAUGCGAUAAGUACAUUUUUUUUACAAGUUUUAUUAUUAAGAACUUGUUCUUUGCAUGAAGAAGAAAUUCCUGAAAUAUCAUAUACUUUAUUAAGCCGUUUAUUAUGUUUAUUUUCAGAAAAGAUUUCCUUUGAUUAUAUUAUUAAUGUAUUAACGGAAUGCCCUCAUAUUAUUGCUAGAAUAAAUAUUUUAUCAAUCUUAAAAGUAAUGAUGACGAAACCUAUACAAAACAUCGAAAAGCAACAAUCCACAACGAACAGUCCCCCACAAUUACCACCAAGACCUUAUAUUCAAGCUAACAAUGAUACAAUACAUAAAAUGGUUGAUGUAUUCGUGCUUACGAUAAAUGAAAUGACUCAAGACAUGGAUGAUGAAAAUUAUUUAAAUUUAAUUUUAGAUUAUAUGAAUUUUUUUGUUAGUUUACGUGAUAAAUGUAAUAACGAUACAUUAUCUGUUGUUUAUACUACAGUAUCAAAGUUCGCAACCGAUAACACUAACGAGACAAAGCUACCACAACUUGAAUUCAUUAAACAAGCUAAUGAUACAUUAAAGAACUAUCUACAUCCAAAAGAAACAUGA